Molecule: messenger RNA, 455 nt
Organism: Nicrophorus vespilloides
Lineage: Eukaryota; Metazoa; Arthropoda; Insecta; Coleoptera; Silphidae
Product: trypsin-3-like
Exons: 3
Biological process (GO): proteolysis
Molecular function (GO): serine-type endopeptidase activity
Source: RefSeq, a predicted model, not a curated record
UCAUGAAGUUCGCAAUUGUAGCUUUGAUCGUGGCUGUUGCCUCAGCCAACGCUUUGUUCCCACCAAAAUUGGAUGGUCGCAUCGUUGGUGGUGAAACCGUCGACAUUGAGGAUUUCCCUCAUCAAUUGUCCCUGCAAUACUAUGGAAGUCACAUCUGUGGCGCUUCCAUCAUCAGCGGAAAGUUCGCCCUUACCGCUGCUCACUGCACCGAUGGAACUCCAGCUAGCGUACUCAGCGUUCGUGCUGGAUCCUCCAUCCAAGGAUCCGGUGGACAAGUUGUGAAAGUUGUUAAGAUCCACCAAAACCCAAAAUUCAACGGCCGCACCAUCGACUAUGAUGUUUCCGUUUUGGAAUUGGAAUCCGAAAUCAAAAUGGGAGCUGGAGCUUCCGCCAUCCCUCUACCUAAAGCUGGUGAAAAGGCCGAAGAAGGUGAUGACUCUGUUGUUUCUGGUUGG